AUGCACCAUCCGCGAUGCAGAAGCGGUUCUCUCGAUAUAGACGGUCUACAGCAUUGUCAAGAUGAUAUACAAACCCGAGUGAGUCAGAUAAUAGGUGAACAUAAGAGUAAAGAACAAGCAUUGGAAAGAGAACUUCAUACAACUCGUUUAGCUUUAAUACAGCAAGUUUGCCAUCAUUGUCCUCGAACCAACAUUGAAGAAACCCAAAUCUCUCGGCCCGAGUCCAUGUGUAGCGAACCGAAUCCAUCAUCUAUACCUUCUGAUCUUUCUUGGGAAGCUGUGGAUGAAAACGACACAAAACCAACUCUAUGGGUUCCAGAUCAUGCAGUUGCCAGGUGUCAAGGCUGUGACGUUGAAUUUUGGUUAGGACGACGAAAACAUCAUUGCCGCAAUUGCGGAAAAGUUUUCUGCUCGGAAUGUAGCGAUAAUACUGCUGCCGUGCCUGGAGAACAAUUAUACGAACCCGUGAGAGUGUGUAAUACGUGCCACAACUUUCUAGCAACCAUAAUCACGUCUGCCCGUAUAGUAAAACCGGAAACGUGUAAAAAAGCAUCGGAAUCGGGAACGGAUAAUGGGAAAAUGACGACGUCAAAAACGGCAGCAACGUAA
Molecule: messenger RNA, 609 nt
Organism: Pediculus humanus corporis (human body louse)
Lineage: Eukaryota; Metazoa; Arthropoda; Insecta; Psocodea; Pediculidae
Product: zinc finger protein FYVE domain containing protein, putative
Exons: 3
Coding region: 1-609 (202 amino acids)
Cellular component (GO): early endosome membrane
Molecular function (GO): metal ion binding
Source: RefSeq, a predicted model, not a curated record